AUGGAACCAUGGGACACUGGAACACAGGGUACACUGGAACACGGGGGACACUGGAACACGGGGGACACUGGAACACAGGGGACACUGGAACACGGGGGACACUGGAACACAGGGGACACUGGAACACGGGGGACACUGGAACACAGGGGACACUGGAACACGGGGGACACUGGAACACGGGGGACACUGGAACAUAGGGGACACUGGAACACGGGGACACUGGAACAUAGGGGACACUGGAACACAGGGGACACUGGAACACAGGGGCCACUGGAACACAUGGGACACUGGAACACAGGGGCCACUGGAACACGGGGGACACUGGAACACGGGGGACACUGGAACACGGGGGACACUGGAACACGGGGGACACUGGAACACGGGGGACACUGGAACACGGGGGACACUGGAACACAGGGGACAACGAACACAGGGGACACUGGAACACAGGGGACAACGAACACAGGGGACACUGGAACACAGGGGACACUGGAACACAGGGGACACUGGAACACGGGGGACACUGGAACACAGGGGACAACGAACACAGGGGACACUGGAACACAGGGGACAACGAACACAGGGGACACUGGAACACAGGGGACACUGGAACACAGGGGACACUGGAACACAGGGGACACUGGAACACGGGGGACACUGGAACACAGGGUACACUGGAACACAGGGUACACUGGAACACAUGGUACACUGAAAAACAGGGGACAACGAACACAGGGGACACUGGAACAUAGGGGACACUGGAACACAGGGGACAACGAACACAGGGGACACUGGAACACAGGGGACAACGAACACAGGGGACACUGGAACACGGGGGACACUGGAACACAGGGGACACUGGAACACAGGGUACACUGGAACACAGGGUACACUGGAACACGGGGGACACUGGAACAUAGGGGACACUGGAACACUGGGGACACUGGAACACAGGGGACACUGGAACACAGGGGACACUGGAACACAGGGGACACUGGAACACAGGUGAAACUGGAACACAGGGUACACUGGAACACGGGGGACACUGGAACACAGGGGACACUGGAACACAGGGGACAACGAACACAGGGGACACUGGAACACAGGGGACAACGAACACAGGGGACACUGGAACACAGGGGACACUGGAACACAGGGGACACUGGAACACAGGGGACACUGGAACACGGGGGACACUGGAACACAGGGUACACUGGAACACAGGGUACACUGGAACACAUGGUACACUGGAACACAGGGGACAACGAACACAGGGGACACUGGAACAUAGGGGACACUGGAACACAGGGGACAACGAACACAGGGGACACUGGAACACAGGGUACAACGAACACAGGGGACACUGGAACACAGGGGACACUGGAACACGGGGGACACUGGAACACAGGGGACACUGGAACACAGGGUACACUGGAACACAGGGUACACUGGAACACAGGGGACACUGGAACAUAG
Molecule: messenger RNA, 1476 nt
Organism: Pecten maximus
Lineage: Eukaryota; Metazoa; Mollusca; Bivalvia; Pectinida; Pectinidae
Product: filaggrin-2-like
Exons: 1
Coding region: 1-1476 (491 amino acids)
Source: RefSeq, a predicted model, not a curated record